AGUUCUUUCUCGACUUGAUUUCACUCUAGAGCUGCCACACUCUCGUUUAUCUUUUCAGCUUAAGUGAACAAAAAAUCACCUUUUUCUAAGCCCUCAAUCGUAUUCCUCUGCUAAACAAGUUUAGGAGCAAAAACAAGUUUAGAAAAAGAAAUUUUGAAAGUUCGAAAUUUAAAACAAACUAAUUUUUUUUUAGAAAAUGUGCUAUACAGGUACCCUCAGAGGUCGACAGUCCUCAGGGAAAAAGUCUAACCCGUUGGGGCCAGGUUAUUUUAUUCUUCGAAACUUGUUGUUUUUUUAAUUCAGGUGUGCCAACAACAAAUAAAGAUCCCUCAAGGACUGUUUCAAGAUUUCCUCUUUUUUUUCCUAUAUGGCAAUCAAUUGGUCUGUUAUUUUGGUACAUUCCAACCAAAGGCAAACCGAGGGAAGUACCUCUCAUGGCCAGAGGGUCUCUAGGAGGAGCUAAAGGGUAUUUUUUUGUUCCACAACAACAAGGAAGAAGCGUGAGGCCAGGUGAUGAUCGGGUAUAAAUUCAGAUGAUGUCGGGCAAGAGUCGGCUUAGUCUACACCCGUCGAGAGACAAAGAUUUCCACCCUAGCUAGCAUGAGACCUGUGUAAAGGAAAUCGAGGUCGAGACUGGAUCUACCAGCCUUCGUAUAGAGAGAAAACUUUCACUUGUGUAUCUCGCAUAGCCCGUGGCCCGGCCAGCACUCGCUUUACAUUACCGUUUCAGCUCUCGAACCCUACGUUUGCUGCUGUCGUGGUGUGUUUUUCCUUCGCAUACACACACACAAAAGUGUCGUUGCUUGUCAGUCAGUGAUCGACGACUGUGUGUCAAUCGAUUCCCACUUAUAGGCGUGGGAACGUCGUUUCAGCCCUGUCAUCCUGUGCGGAUUUUUUCGAAUCCGGCCGAAUUAAAAACAAGAAUCAAAGUGUGAAUGCAGAUCAUGUAGUGCGUGUCGUCGUCGGCGCAGUGUAAUGUGAUCCGAAUUUGAAAUGGCAUCGAAAGUUCUGCGUUGCUUCUUGUUAAUUUUCUUCAUUUUCGCCUAUUGCCAUUCGGUUACUUGGUAUCAACAAGUUUUCGCCAGCAAACAACAAUCACCCAUCGUUUGCAAUCGCCCUGAUUUUCUUGACAAUGUGUAUCCAUCUCGAGCGAAUGACACGAAAUCCUUUUUAGUUCACACACUCCAAACCAACUACAGUGGAUCCUGUUUAGAAAAGACGAGCGCCUAUCCAGAUGCUUUUGGGUGCGAUGCUUUGCCAACGAAAGAAGAUUUUUUAGCUUCGUCACCCUCCGAAAUCAAGGCCCAAGUGAUAUUAAAAAGCGACUUACUAAAAUUCAGCUCAAUGGUCAUAAACGCCUUGACAAUCCUGGACAUUGUACUCAGCCGGCGCACUAAACCUUGGAGAUUUCUACUGCGCGUUUUAUACCGCGUAGGCCGGUCGAACCUUAAAUGGGGAUUAAUUUGGGCGGCUUUUCAGCUUUGUUCCCAUUUUGAAGGUGACAGGGUGACAGACAUCAUUGAAAUUGACAUUGAGAAGUUGCCAUUUGCCACAGCCGUCAGUCAGAUGCAACAGAUAUGGAUCGCCCUUCAGUCCUACCCGAUGUUGUUGGCAUUGACCUUUUUCAUUUACAACCUUGCCGUGAGCUGGAUCGUCCAUCUACUGAAACGCCGGAAUGAUAACCACAACGUCAUGACCGCCAACGAGACUGAUGUUCGUCAAGUGACCACUAACGUUACCAAUGGCGCCACAAAUGUCCGACGACGAAUACUUUCUCGAUGGUCGCUACUGAUCGACUGUCUUUUUCGACCCCUGUCCUUCGACACGGCUCACAGUUUAAUGGAUUUUGAACUUGACGAAAAUGUUGAACAAUUAAUUGAACGCCUUGCAUUGCCUAAUUUGUGGCUGACACCGACCGUGCCAACGGAUUACCUGAAAUACCUCCCUGUUUGGCGUUUUGAAGGCUGCAUUGCUGGAGAGUCUCCUCGGCUGGAUUAUUCAUCUGCCCAGUCUUACGCCGAUGCAGCAGCAGAUCAUUGUCAUUCCGUUGCAAAUAGACUGUGGAAUGAUGACCAACCCCCGUCGACCAUGAAGUGGAUUCCGUGUGCGGAUUGCGCCAUUUGCUUGGACAAAUACCGCGUCACUGUUGACGUGUGCGGUCUACCGUGCGGUCACCAAUUUCAUCAUAAUUGUAUUAUGGUCUGGCUGCAGCGAGACAAUCAUCAUUGUCCGAUUUGCAGAUGGCCGGCUUAUCAAAACAAAUACCUUUCUAUUUAAUGUGAUCUCAUUGUGUGUGUGUUUAAAUUUCCAUCUUCAUUCUAACUUUAACGGUUCGGAUUUCUAUUUUGACUUAGUUGUGUGUCUUUUCGGAUAUUUUAACAUAACCAAAACGAUCAUUUAGUUCAGACAUUACGGAGGUCUUAUUUUAAUUACUUAUUGAUUUCUUCAAUUCAUCGAUGUCAAAAUAUUUAUCAAAGUCAAAUGCCACCGCAAGAGAUUCUUGAGAAGCGAUUUUUUUUUUCGGGCAGGUACUUCUGUCUGUGAUAAUGAGCACUGGACGAAUAAAAUUUUAAGUAUUGCGUAACAACUUUUGAAUUUUUUGACUUCAUGAGCAAUUGGUUUGCUUCUGCUUAAGUCAGAAUCCGAGAUACAUUCUCACAUUCUUUCUAAUAAUUUUAUCUAUGUAUAAAGCGAAGAUCUGUGACUGUAAUUGAUUCUUUUUUUAAAUAAACGAACCUUUUUAUCAUGCA
This is a messenger RNA of Daphnia pulex (common water flea), 2750 nucleotides long. RefSeq names its product E3 ubiquitin-protein ligase RNF103-like. The transcript is spliced from 2 exons. The record is from RefSeq and is a predicted model, not a curated record. NCBI's taxonomy places the organism in Eukaryota, Metazoa, Arthropoda, Branchiopoda, Diplostraca, Daphniidae. Bases 994 to 2277 code for a protein of 427 amino acids. Gene Ontology annotation, cellular component: endoplasmic reticulum. Gene Ontology annotation, biological process: protein ubiquitination. Gene Ontology annotation, molecular function: ubiquitin-protein transferase activity.